Oncorhynchus kisutch (coho salmon) is the source of this 1410-nucleotide messenger RNA. RefSeq names its product tumor necrosis factor receptor superfamily member 6. The transcript has 9 exons. Bases 103 to 1104 code for a protein of 333 amino acids. Gene Ontology annotation, cellular component: external side of plasma membrane; membrane raft; CD95 death-inducing signaling complex. Gene Ontology annotation, molecular function: tumor necrosis factor receptor activity; protein binding. Gene Ontology annotation, biological process: activation-induced cell death of T cells; negative regulation of apoptotic process; necroptotic signaling pathway. The record is from RefSeq and is a predicted model, not a curated record. Lineage: Eukaryota; Metazoa; Chordata; Actinopteri; Salmoniformes; Salmonidae.
UUAUUGUGGGUGUCUACUUCCUUCAAAACUAAAACUAACGAACAUUUGCAACGACCGUACAGAGGGCGCAGAAAUUUAUUCUUGGUGGCGUCAAUUUGGAAGAUGAACAAAUAUACGUUUCUAUGUGUCCUGUGCAUUUUGUGUAUAGUUCGUUCAGCUACAACUUCCAAAGCAGAGCAGAGUUCCCAAGACAUAACCAUCAAAUUGCGCACCAAAAGGCAGAGAUGUCAAGAUGGCAAUUACCAAUAUGAAAACAAGACAUGCUGUCUCUGUGCUGCUGGCCAUCAUCUGGACAGCCACUGUAGUAUGAACACAGACGAUGGGACCUGUAUUCUCUGUGAGCUAGGCAGAACCUACAACAGUUACCCAAACUUCCUGGACUCUUGUGAGCCCUGCACAUCUUGCAACCCUAAAGCCAAUCUGGAGGUGGAGGACAAAUGUACCAUCAUCAGGGACACAGUGUGUCGAUGCCAGCAGGGCCACUACUGUGACAAGGGGAAGGUGCACUGCAGGGCCUGCUACCCGUGUACCAUAUGUGGGGAUGAAGGUACCAAGGUUGCCUGUACCACCACCAACAACACCAUAUGCCAUGACUACCAAAAACAAGGAGGAGGAAGAACUCAUGCAGCAGUACUUGGCUCAGUUAUGGUUAUUGCAGUUUUUCUUAUUUUUUGCUGUCUGAGGCGAACAAAUAAAUGUUGUUUUGGGAAAAAGCUGGGGCAAAAUGAUGGUUUGACCAAAAUGCCCAACCAGAAUUUAGAGGUAGCUGAGGAAAUGCAGCCACUGAGGGGUAUUGACCUCUGGCCACAUCUCCCAGAUAUCGCUAAGACCUUGGGGUGGAAGGACAUGAAACAGGUGGCCGAGCGCAGUGGGAUGACUAUUGCCACCAUAGAAUCCCACCAGCUAAACUAUCCCAAUGACUCCGAGGAGCAGUGCUCCAGCCUACUUAGGGCCUGGGUGGAGAAGAAGGGGAUGACCACAGCCUCUGAGACACUGAUCCAUACUCUACGCCGCAUGAAUAAAAAUGCCAAGGCAAAUAAUAUCAUGGCUAUCAUCAGCAACAAGGAAAACACAGUUUCGAACUCCGGGGUAGAACAAGUGUAGAUACCGUACGGUCAGUGGUACUGUCCAUGCCAGUACUAAGUACCUAUGUGCAAAUAGUUUGUUGAAUUACCUGUUUGUUGCAUUAUAAAAUAUAUAUUUAUAUACAGUUGAAGUCGAAAGUUUACAUACACCUUAGCCAAAUACAUUUAAACUAAAUUUUUCACAAUUCCUGACAUUUAAUCAUAGUAAACAUUCCCUGUUUUAGGUCAGUUAGGAUCACCACUUUAUUUUAAGAAUGUGAAAUGUCAGAAUAAUAGCAGAGAGAAUGAUUUAUAUAAGCCUUUAUUUAUUAAAUCACAUUCCCAG